GCUUGGAAGGGGGGAUCGGUGAGGAAGAAGCACCCCGCAGGACAUGGUUCCCGCUUGGAAGGGGGGGGUGGGGGACGGACAGAGCACACCGCAGGGCAGGUUUCCCGCUUGGAAGGGGGGGUGGGGGACGGACAGAGCACACCGCAGGGCAGGUUUCCCGCUUGGAAGGGGGGGUGGGGGACGGACAGAGCACACCGCAGGGCAGGUUUCACGCUUGGAAGGGGGGAUCGGUGAGGAAGAAGCACCCCGCAGGACACGGUUCCCGCUUGGAAGGGGGGGUGGGGGACGGACAGAGCACACCGCAGGGCAGGUUUCCCGCUUGGAAGGGGGGAUCGGUGAGGAAGAAGCACCCCGCAGGACACGGUUCCCGCUUGGAAGGGGGGGUGGGGGACGGACAGAGCACACCGCAGGGCAGGUUUCACGCUUGGAAGGGGGGGGUGGGGGACGGACAGAGCACACCGCAGGGCAGGUUUCACGCUUGGAAGGGGGGGGUGGGGGACGGACAGAGCACACCGCAGGGCAGGUUUCACGCUUGGAAGGGGGGAUCGGUGAGGAAGAAGCACCCCGCAGGACACGGUUCCCGCUUGGAAGGGGGGGUGGGGGACGGACAGAGCACACCGCAGGGCAGGUUUCACGCUUGGAAGGGGGGAUCGGUGAGGAAGAAGCACCCCGCAGGACACGGUUCCCGCUUGGAAGGGGGGGUGGGGGACAGACAGAGCACACCGCAGGGCAGGUUUCACGCUUGGAAGGGGGGAUCGGUGAGGAAGAAGCACCCCGCAGGACACGGUUCCCGCUUGGAAGGGGGGGGUGGGGGACGGACAGAGCACACCGCAGGGCAGGUUUCCCGCUUGGAAGGGGGGGUGGGGGACGGACAGAGCACACCGCAGGGCAGGUUUCACGCUUGGAAGGGGGGAUCGGUGAGGAAGAAGCACCCCGCAGGACACGGUUCCCGCUUGGAAGGGGGGAUCGGUGAGGAAGAAGCACCCCGCAGGACACGGUUCCCGCUUGGAAGGGGGGGUGGGGGACGGACAGAGCACACCGCAGGGCAGGUUUCCCGCUUGGAAGGGGGGGGUGGGGGACGGACAGAGCACACCGCAGGGCAGGUUUCACGCUUGGAAGGGGGGGUGGGGGACGG
This is a messenger RNA of Gopherus flavomarginatus (Mexican gopher tortoise), 1135 nucleotides long. RefSeq names its product fibrinogen alpha-1 chain-like. Lineage: Eukaryota; Metazoa; Chordata; Testudines; Testudinidae. The transcript has 5 exons. The record is from RefSeq and is a predicted model, not a curated record. Bases 44 to 973 code for a protein of 309 amino acids.